AUGGCGCUGCCUCGCUCCACGAGUCAAGAGCGAAACAUCUUGCGUCCGCGACCGACAAGGGCGUUGCCGGAGGCCUUACGUGCUUCUGGCCAAGUACAAUCCCUUUCCACUGCAAGGAAAGCUGCUCGUGCUCAGGCCAAGCACCGCUUAUUCUAUACGAUCGAUUACGUUUCUCGAGUCUCCUAUUUCGAUGCGCGGAGCGAAUACCGCGACUUCCGGGGCUUCUUUGUCCUUUUCUGGAUCAGUCUGACCAUCAUGGUAAUCACGACUUGCUUGAGAAAUAUCAAAGAGACGGGCCACCCUCUGCGGGUCGAAGUAUAUGCCCUGUUGUCCCGGAAUGUCAUUUCCCUGGGCCUCAGCGAUGCCGCCAUGGUGGCGAGCACCGCGUUGAGCUUGCCCAUUCAAAAAGUGGCACGCGGCACGAAUGGCGUCCUGCGAUGGCGAAGAGCUGGAAUCUGGAUACAAAGCACGUUUCAAGCGCUAUGGUUGGCAUUAUGGGUGAGCUGGCCAUUCUUGCUGGGCUGGACCUGGACUGCGCAAGUGUUUUUCGCUCUCCACACCUUGACCUUCCUCAUGAAGAUGCAUUCUUACGCAUUCUAUAAUGGCCAUUUGGCCGAGACCGAGCGACGACUACGAGCCCUCGACAAGCCAGAAACGGCAGACCGAGGCAAGGCCGUCAAGUAUCCCAGCUCUCCUUCUCGCUUGCGCCAGAUGGAUUCGGAGAGUUCCGAGGAAGAGAAAGAAGAGGAGCAAGAUCUGGCCCAGCUCCGACGAGAUUUGGCCACCGAGUUGACUUCUCCCCUUGGGCAAGUCACAUACCCCCAAAAUCUCACCCUGUAUAAUUACAUCGACUACGUCCUAUGCCCAACUCUCUGCUACGAGCUCGAGUACCCCAGGACACCCAAAAUCCGAUGGGAUGAACUCUUCUACAAGACCCUUGCCGUCUUCGGCUGCAUCUUUUUGAUGAUCACAAUCAGCGAGGAAUUCAUCAUGCCGGUCCUAGCCGAAUCGGCUGCCCGGCUGCGUCUGACAACAUCUCUUUCAGAAAUGGCCUUGAUUUUGGCCGAGACCACCAGCAUGAUGCUGUUCCCAUUCAUGAUCACCUUCCUGCUGGUCUUUUUGGUGAUCUGGGAGUACAUCCUAGGCGCGUUUGCAGAGAUCACCUGCUUCGGUGAUCGCCAUUUCUACUCGGACUGGUGGAAUUCUAGCGACUGGCUCGAAUUCAGCCGCGAGUGGAACAUUCCGGUCUACCACUUUCUUCGCAGACACGUCUUCUUCUCGUCCAAGACGUACUUCUCAACUCCAGUUGCCAUGGCAAUCACUUUCCUGGUCAGCGCGCUGGGUCAUGAGCUGAUCAUGGGCUGCAUCACCAAGAAACUGAGAGGGUACGGCUUCUUUGCAAUGAUGCUACAGCUGCCAAUAGUAGCACUGCAGAGGAGCAAACUGGUUCGAGGACGAUGGGUGCUCAACAAUGCGGCAUUUUGGGGCAGCAUGAUCCUGGGCCUGAGCACCAUGUGUAGCUUAUAUGUCCUGGUCUGA
Molecule: messenger RNA, 1539 nt
Organism: Fonsecaea multimorphosa CBS 102226
Lineage: Eukaryota; Fungi; Ascomycota; Eurotiomycetes; Chaetothyriales; Herpotrichiellaceae
Exons: 2
Coding region: 1-1539 (512 amino acids)
Biological process (GO): ergosterol metabolic process
Cellular component (GO): endoplasmic reticulum membrane
Molecular function (GO): ergosterol O-acyltransferase activity
Source: RefSeq, a predicted model, not a curated record